UUUGAUCGGUAACUCCGCGGUCACACUGCUGGCUAUCGCCGCAGUUUAUUUACCAAAUUUGUUUAGAUGUUUUUUCUAUUAUCCUCUGUGCUGUUUGCUUGUUAACCGGCGUGCAGAUUAUAGUUACGCCCUUUGUGGGACCAUACUCCAAUGUAAUAUGCGUGUCUGUCAGCUCGCCGUGGCCGUCGGCUGCCUGCACGUGCUCCUCAGCUGCUCGGCCAGCAAUCAUUGGGUGCUGAAGGAAGACGAAAUUACCCAAAAGCUGGACUCGCCCUUUCACAUGCGCGAGCCCCAGAACCUGAUUGCCUUCCUGGAGCAGAUACGCUACAAUGAGUACGUUGAGCGCUCCUACCUGGACCUGUUGCGAAAGCGGGAACAGAUUGUCGAGCACUUGCGCUUCUCCAUGCGCUUCGGGGAAGACCUGGCCGAGCAGGCCAAGUGUGCGAUGGACUACUACAUGCUGGAGAAGCGAAUGUCCUAUCUGAAGAUCACACCCGAUCAACUGAAACGCAUCAAUCUGCCGGAGCAGAGCGACGUGAAUCAGCCGCACGGAAAGUCUGGCACUGGGACAAAACAACGUACCCUGGAGCCCAUCUGCAGCAACUAUCAUAAGCUGAGUGUUGGCCCGGCCACCUACGACCAUCUCGAAAGCUUCCAGCCAAAGAUUAUGGACUCGGCAUACGUGGAGCGGGAGCAUGACACCAAUAUCGGGACGGCUACCGUCGAACUGACACGACGGUUUGCCGUUGACGGACUGCAGCAUCAUCCGGCGUCAUGGAAAUUCCACACGCUCAGCUCCUACUACUGGCGCAUGCGAGGCAAUGCUCGCGAGGCUCUGCCCUGCGCCCGUCUGGCCACAUUGCUGGCCCCGCCCAUCUUCAAGGACAUACCGCUGCUCAGUCUGGGCACAAUACUCUUUCGCAUGGGUCGCCUGAUCGAUGCCGAUCUAAUACUGACGGCUGCCGUCGAGCAUGCCCCCAGGGUGGCGGAGAAUCAUGUGGUACUCGCCUCAGCGCUGGCCAUGAAGCAUGACUUCAAUCGGUCCCUGCAGCACUUUGAUGAGGCCGAACGCCUCGAUCCCAGCACCCUGCCGCGCACCCAGCAAGUGCGCAACUUCAUCAGCUGCCUGGAGAAUCUCACCAAGAAGACCUCCAAAAUGUACAGCUACGUGAAGUACAUGAAAAACGAGGUGAAGGAGUUCAAGAAGCUCAAGUUUCAUAUAUCCCAGAACCAUGAGCGACUCGUGCAGCAGCAGCUGCCGCUGGGUGCACGGCGCUUCCUCGACUCAAAGUCCAGCAACGAUGAUCUGCAUCGUCGGGGCCAAUACUGCAGUACGCGCACACCCAACGGCUCCGACGAGCCGGUGCUCUUCUGUGAUUUCUACUCGGACAUGCAGAUGCGGCUGGAGAGCAAGGACGUGGAUAUCGAUGUGCUCGAGCGGGAUCUGAAGGCCAACACUGAUGCGGUUAUUCGGCAGGUGUCGACGGAAAUACGCAAGCAAUUCAAUCUCGAACAGCUGAAGGCAGCCAAGGCCCAAAUGCCCGCCAAGGCGACAAAAUCAACGUAGAAAAGCAACCGAAGACGGGUAGAGCAGAGGAGCGGAGCGGAGAGGAGACCACCAAAUGCAUUCCCUAACAACAAGUAGCAGUAGUAGUAGUAUAUAUAUAUAUAUAUAUAUAUAUAUAUAUUUCGGAUCACAAAUUAGUUUUUAAUCUGUUCAAUAGUAUUUACGACCGUGUGUGUGUCUGUCCCUGUGUGUGUGGCUGGGAACAUUUAUGUGUACAUAUAUUGAUAAAGAUAUUCAAUAAGUCAUCAAUCAGGUAAUAGCUUAUUAAUCGGCAUCUAAGGCUAGGCAUGUAAGAUGAGUCUGAAUUUUUCACAUACCCCAAUGCUCUCGUGCAUUUGAAUAUUCGAUCAAAGGAGAGCACAGCGCGCAGAGCCGUGACUAAGUAUCGCGCGUCUUAUGUUACGAUUAGGCAUAUAAAGAUUUAUAUAUAUAUAUGUAUGUAUGUAUGUAUAUUUUUUUCGUUUCGUUUCAUAUUUUUUGUACACAUAAGAGCAGCCAGUAAGUUAUGCAUUAAAC
This is a messenger RNA of Drosophila obscura, 2083 nucleotides long. RefSeq lists its product as uncharacterized. Bases 158 to 1567 code for a protein of 469 amino acids. The transcript has a single exon. The record is from RefSeq and is a predicted model, not a curated record. Gene Ontology annotation, cellular component: cytoplasm; actin cytoskeleton. Gene Ontology annotation, molecular function: protein binding. Gene Ontology annotation, biological process: actin filament polymerization. Lineage: Eukaryota; Metazoa; Arthropoda; Insecta; Diptera; Drosophilidae.